AUGCGGAAGAUUCUGGCGAACAUAUUUACGUUCGAACUGCUGUGGUGCGUCCUGGGUCCAGGCAUAGGAAUUGGAGUGUACUUUCUCACGUACUGGAACUGGAAUAGUCUUCCCAGUGGCGUUAAUCUGGCCGAUGGAGACCAAUCGUAUGAUGAACGCUUCGUUGCGGAACGAGCGCUGUCUGAUCUGGACUCGCUAACUAGCCGUGGACCACGUGUUGCUGGAAGUGUCACCAACGAACGAUUUGCGGUUGAUUUCCUGUACGGUGCUGUUGAAGGUAUCGCUCGCGAAGCGCUUCCUGAGUAUGAAAUAUCCUACGACGUACAGCGAGUUGAUGGCAGCUACUUCCUAGACUACGAUGAUUAUCCUAUUACCAGUUACUACCGCAACGUGCAGAAUAUUGUCGUUUCCGUUGUGCGUCGCAGCUCGUUCAGCGGCAAGUAUUUGCUACUGAAUGCGCACUUUGAUAGUGCCGUGACGAGCCCGGGAGCUGGUGACGAUGGUACGAUGGUUGUUGUGAUGCUGGAACUGCUGCGCCAGUUGACACAGAACGCCAAUCCGUCCAUACAGAAUGGCCUACUGUUCCUGUUUAAUGGAUGCGAGGAGAAUACUAUGCAAGGUGCGCAUGGUUUCGUUCGCGGACACCCGCUAGCGCAAUCGGUUGCAGCGUUCAUCAACCUGGAUGUGGCUGCCAACAGUGGCCGGGAGAUCAUGUUCCAAUCAGGACCCAACUAUCCUUUCCUCAUGGCCUACUAUCGCGAUUACGUUCGACGUCCGUAUGCAAACACGCUGGGCGAAGAAGUCUUCCAGAUGGGGCUAGUUCCGUCCUUCACCGAUUACGAAACCCUUUCGAAGCAAGGUGGUUGGCCUGGACUAGAUUUUGCCUUGUCCUCGUACGGAUAUCUCUACCACACAGCGCUGGACGCUCGGGAAACCAUAUCCACCGGAACUUUGCAACACAUUGGAGACAAUCUGCUAGGGCUUGUGCGUGCCCUCGGCAAUGCUGACGAACUCCGCAACAUACGGGAGCAUCGCGAAGGAACGGCCGUAUUUUUCGACUUUAUGCAUCUAUUCUUAGUGUACUACACCGAAACGACCGGACUGAUUAUCAACAACCUGCUGGGGGUAUUCUCGCUAGCGCUCAUUGUUGGUACGCUUUUCAUGUUCGUGCGCAAGGAUGGUGCAGUCGGAACUAAUGUGCUCUUCGAGGCCGGUAUGGCACUUAUCGUGCAGACACUGUCCAUCGUACUAGGAGCUGGAUGUUCGGUGUUGAUAGCCGUAAUAUUCGAUGCAUGCGGUCGAUCGAUGAGCUGGUUCUCGUCCACCUGGUUGCUGUUCGGGUUGUACUUUGUACCGUGCAUCACUGGCCUCAUCCUUGGGCCAUUCCUGUACGUUCAUUUUCGGAAAAUUCCUUUCCUGCACGAUCAAGGCCGCGUUAUCCUAUUUCUUCAUGCGCAACACUGCAUCUAUGCUGUUCUGCUGAUAACGCUCUCGAUCGGUGGUAUUCGGUCUGCAUUUGUGUUGCUCUUUCCUGUCAUCUUUUACUGCGCAACGACAAUCAUCAAUAUGAUCUUACGGUUUCGGUUAAAUGUCUGGAUCUAUGUGCAUCUCGUCGGCCAGCUGAUACCGAUAAUUUAUUUCUGCACUCUGACAGUUACAUUGUUCGCCGUGUUCAUUCCGAUGACCGGUCGUAGUGAUAAUCGCUCUAAUCCAGACCUUCAAAUGGGUCUGUUUUCUGCGCUUCUGACACUGCUGUUAGUAGGUUUGCUAACACCUUUCAUAGUGCUUUUUCGACGGAAGCUGUACGUGUUCGGCACUCUGUUGUUGUUUUUCCUGGUUACGGCUAUUGUUGCGGCAACUCCAGAGGGAUUCCCGUUCAGGGAGAACACUUCACCUCAGAGAUAUUAUAUAUUUCAUCAACAGCGAAAUUUCUAUUGGUCAAACGGUACACUGCGUGACUCGGGUGCGAUCUACUACAUUCAACCACAAGAUCGUCAUACGCCGGACCUGCUGCAGUCGGAAGUUCCAGAAUGGUCUAAGGCCACAGUGCUUGGCGAUGAGUGUGAACGUGAGCUUUACUGCGGUAUUCCAUUUUACAUCAACCGUUACCAUCGACAAUCCGAGAAAAGCUAUUGGCUACCGGCAUUGGAGCCACCAGUCUUUCCCGAACCGGUUGUGUUUCAAUUCCUGUCCCGAGAAUCACCAACUGCGGAAAGACAUCGAUUGUACUUCAGCGUGCGGGGCCCAAGUCACAUGAGCCUGUACGUAUCUCCGCUGUCCGGACGAAAGCUAGUGGGAUGGAGUUUCAGCGACCAAAUUCCUCCAAGCGGGAAGCGUUGGAAAAACCAGGACGUGUACUUCGUGAACAUUUUCUUAGGUUCGUUAGAUUUAUCUCCCGUUACUUUCUACAUCGAGAUUGAACAGCAACCAACCUACCAAGAAACAGAUGGUUCCCUGUUUUAUCUCUCAGUUGUCGCUCAGUAUAUGCAUCACGAUAAUGUGUACCGUGCACAUGAAUUUCAAACUUUGCUGGAUAAAAUGCCCAAAUAUGCACACACCGUCGCCUACCAAGGAUAUCUGAUAUUUAUUUCGAAUGAUCAGCAGGUUGUCGGACGAAAUAGCCCCACGGAACAGAUCCGGUGUAAUGAUCUACAGGACCCCGGUAUACUCUCAUUUCUACGCGUCCAGGGAUGUGUUUGUGUGAAAUCCGUUGGGAGUAUUCGUGCUGUUCGUAGGAUGUUAUCCAUCUAA
Messenger RNA from Anopheles moucheti, 2751 nucleotides. Its product is annotated as endoplasmic reticulum metallopeptidase 1-like. Lineage: Eukaryota; Metazoa; Arthropoda; Insecta; Diptera; Culicidae. Gene Ontology annotation, biological process: proteolysis. Gene Ontology annotation, molecular function: metalloexopeptidase activity. Bases 1 to 2751 code for a protein of 916 amino acids. The record is from RefSeq and is a predicted model, not a curated record. The transcript has 6 exons.